Euleptes europaea (tarantolino) is the source of this 744-nucleotide messenger RNA. It is a transcript of the gene TLCD1, whose product is annotated as TLC domain containing 1. The record is from RefSeq and is a predicted model, not a curated record. The coding region runs from base 1 to 744 and encodes 247 amino acids. Gene Ontology annotation, biological process: regulation of membrane lipid distribution; membrane assembly; plasma membrane organization. Gene Ontology annotation, cellular component: plasma membrane. NCBI's taxonomy places the organism in Eukaryota, Metazoa, Chordata, Lepidosauria, Squamata, Sphaerodactylidae. The transcript is spliced from 4 exons.
AUGGGCCCGUGGCUGCGCUCGGGCGGGCUGGUGGCGGGGUCCACGCUGCUGUUCGGGGCUCUGCGCUGGGGGCUGAGCCGCUGCCCGCUGCCGGCUCACGUGCGCCGCGACGCCACCCGCGCCUGGCGCUGGAAGAACCUCCUCGUCUCCUUCGCCCACUCCAUCGUGGCCGGCAUCUGGGCCGUGGCCGUGGCUUGGCAGAUGCCCGAGAUCUUCUUGGAUAUCAUUGAUACAACCCCGCCUUCUGGACAUCUGCUGCUAUGCUUUUCUUCAGGUUAUUUCAUCCAUGAUUCCCUUGACAUCAUCGUCUGCCGGCAGUCCCUAGCCUCGUGGGAGUACUUGGUUCAUCAUUUUAUGGCCACCACCGGUUUAUUCUCGGGGAUUUUGCUGGACCGCUUCGUUGGGGCGGGGCUGAUCGUGCUCUUUGUGGAGGUGAGCAACAUCUUCCUGACCAUCCGGAUGAUGAUGCGGCUGGGCAACCUGCAGUUCCCCACCCUCUACAAGGUCAACAAGUACGCCAACCUGGUGGCUUACUUCCUCUUCCGCCUGGCACCCCAGGCCUACCUGAGCUGGUACUUUGCGCGGUACGUGGAGGCACGCGGGCAGGGCGCCUUCCUCAUGUUCAACCUAGUGCUCCUCGACUUCAUGAUCCUGGCGUACUUCUCGCGCCUGCUGCGCUCCGACUUCUGCCCGGGUGCACGGCAGGAAGGCCCCGACAGCGAGAAAAAGUUCCUCAUAGACUGA